This is a messenger RNA of Harmonia axyridis, 2001 nucleotides long. RefSeq lists its product as uncharacterized. Gene Ontology annotation, molecular function: potassium ion leak channel activity. Bases 201 to 1898 code for a protein of 565 amino acids. NCBI's taxonomy places the organism in Eukaryota, Metazoa, Arthropoda, Insecta, Coleoptera, Coccinellidae. Gene Ontology annotation, biological process: potassium ion transmembrane transport; stabilization of membrane potential. The transcript is spliced from 7 exons. Gene Ontology annotation, cellular component: membrane. The record is from RefSeq and is a predicted model, not a curated record.
GUUGGGGAACAGAAGUAUUGGUUAGUUGUGGAAUUGCAUAGUCUUGUUGUGUAUAUGCGGUUGUUUUUUUAUACAGGAUUUGAUUGAUGUGACAGUUUGUAGUCUAUAGCGAGGGGUUGUGAAAACUCGAUAGAUUUGUGGAGAUGAAUAUGAAUUUGUCAAACAAAUAGGGUGUGGGAGAAAACAAUAGGAGAUCAAAAAUGUCUCGUUAUCAGUCGAGAAAUACCAUAUCAGAGUUGGAAAAUCAAAGUACAUGUGCCAAAUGCUGGAAAAUUACGUGGAAAACAAUUACCUGUAUAUUUUCCCAUGUCACUUUGAUAUCCCUUGUGGUGGCUUACUGUGCUGCAGGAGCCUUCACUUUCGAGGCAUUGGAGGUCGAUAAUGAAAAAGAAGUCAAAAGAAGUAUCAAAUUUAUACGACAAAAUGUCACCAAUUAUCUAUGGCAACUGGCCUUGGAAUCCAAAGUUUUAGAUGAGACAAAUUUCACAAGGAACGCUUCCAAUCUCAUUCAGAAUUUCGAAGGUGCUUUGGUCAAAGCCAUGAACAAAGAUGGUUGGGAUGGAGAAGAAGACGAGAACAUUGUUCAGUGGACACGCACUGGGUCACUUUUUUAUUCUAUCGUAGUUAUUACAACAAUUGGAUAUGGUCACAUAACCCCAAAAACAGCACUGGGCAAAGUAGUCACAAUUUUUUACGCCAUUUUGGGCAUACCUCUGAUGCUGCUAUGCCUAUCGAAUAUAGGGGAUAUUAUGGCCACUUCUUUCAGGUUUCUUUAUUGGAGGGUGUGUUGUUACGUUUGUACGAGGCCUAAGAAACCUAGGAAGGCGCGAUCGAUGAGAGGUUCCAUAAGAUCAGCAGAGAGAUUUUCAAGAUCUCGGAAUACUUCAUUCAGAAGAUCUGUUAGAAAUUCAACAAGAUCUGCUGACAGCGGAUAUGGAAAUUUGGAAUUGCAGACCUCUCAUUCUGAUACUGAUUUAAGAUACCAUGACUACACAAAACGCGGCACCAGUCUACAAAGAAACCAGGCUUCUAGAUUUUCAGAUGAGAGAAGAGGGCAAUCAGCCCCAAGAUUUGGUGGUAGAGGAGGCUCUUUGGAUAGGAAGAAAUUCCAGAAUCGUCAAAGGCCCAGAGACUUUGAAACCUUAGAGUUACAAAACUUCGACAAAACGCCAAUUCUUUGCAAUAAAUAUGUUAUUAAAGAGGGAGAACUUAACGGCAAUGAAGUACCAGCAGGGAUAACCAUGAGAGACUCAGAAAAAAAUAGAAGAGGCAAUUACAACCAAGAGUCCUUAACUGAAUCUAGAGAUCCCAACCAUUUACAACUUCCAGUGGCUGAUCAUUUUGUUGAAGAUCAAGAUGAUGCUCAUCAUGUUAGGAAGAAGAGAUGUUCACCUCGAUUGAACUCUAGUCCGAAGAUGAUGACUCCACUAGGUUAUGGAUACAGAAGUAAAUACCUCGACGACCCCGACUCAGAUGAAGAGUUCUUCUAUGACAAUGUAUAUUACGAUACAGGAAAGCAAAGAUCACGUCCAGUACCAAUAGGUCUGUGCGUUUUCCUCGUCAUGAGUUAUAUCGUGGGCGGAGCAUUCCUGUUUGACUACUGGGAACAAUGGGGACUCCUCAAUGCAGCCUACUUUUGCUUCAUCACUCUCACCACUAUAGGGUUUGGUGACCUGGUACCAGCGAAGGGUGUUAGUCAAGAUAGCACUAAAACUACUACUACUGUUACGGUUAGUAUAGCCUUGUGUUCGCUAUACCUCCUUUUCGGCAUAGCUCUGUUGGCCAUGAGCUUCAACUUGGUCCAAGAAGAGGUUAUAACCAACGUUAAAUCAUUGGCCAAAACCUUAGGUAUAAUCAAGAGUGAUGACGAGGAUGAAUCAGCAGAUGAUGAAGUUUGAACGAUUUGUAUUACUAUAAAACUAUAAUGUCAACAUUAUCUACUCCACUUCUUUGUUAUCAAAUUUUAAUAUUUUAAACUUAAUAAUAAAUGGUUGGAUAGAU